This is a messenger RNA of Microthlaspi erraticum, 4356 nucleotides long. The record is from the annotation of a GenBank genome assembly. NCBI's taxonomy places the organism in Eukaryota, Viridiplantae, Streptophyta, Magnoliopsida, Brassicales, Brassicaceae.
AUGGAUACUAUCCGGUCGCAAACCCAGGGAUCUAACUCCCAAAACUCGAUCCCAUCGGAUCAGAUCACCUCGAACAUCAGUAGCAGCCAAACUGCUGAUGCAUCGAGAGAUCAGAUCGCGUCGAAUGUUGGUAGCCGCCAAACUGCCAACACUUCGAACACGCCGAUCACAUCUGCUACCGCCUCCACUGGAGUGCAGCUUAGCACUCCACCUCGCGUGGAACCAGUGGUGAUCAAUCUCGCCACGCCGGUAGCAACCCCGAGCCCGAUUCUACCGAAUCUGGGUUCGCACACCAUCGAGAGACCUCUCUCUCGAGUUUGGGUCAGAUCGGAAGAUCCCCCAACAACUGUGACUCCACAGAGUCGGACUAUUCCUGUUCGACCUGCAUCUGCGACGCAAACUCCUCCGCGAGCUAGUCCAGAUGAUCUGGCACAGAUCAAACAGCUUCUCACCAACCUGGUAAACGGUCAGCGCGACCACGAAACUAGGCUGGAGAGACAUGAGAGACGCCUCGCUGAAUCUCGAAACAUCACUAGCCCGCCUCCGCGGACUCAGCUCGAUUUUUCGACGAUCUACGCAUCUGGCGUACCUCAGGCGCAAUUCGUUACGCCUUCGCGACCUCAAGUCUCUCAGACUUUCGGUCCACCGCCGAGCUCGCCACCAGUUGGCAUAAAUAAUACGAGCUCGCACCCAAGCGAGACGAGAGCUCAACCGAACGUUCCGCUCUCAUCUCCACCCCCAGGGCCACCUGGUACCGAUCCAGCUAGGCCUAGGUGGUUUGGCGCUUCAGCUUUUGCCUCGAGCUCGCAGGCAAUGCCUCAGUUUGAGAAUCAGCUAGGCGCGACAUACGGUUCACAGCCCUCCGCAACAGCGCGAGAGCACGUGAACGGGAAUUAUCAACAAUUCCCUAGCUCGAACGCUAAUCGGAAUCCAGCUGAUCCACGUAACCUCGUCGACAGCGAAUCUUUCGAAAGAUUCCAAGAUCGCACAGACCUCGCGUUUCAGCAUAUGAGCUCAAUGUUUCAUCAAGCAACGAGCUCAGCUCCUGAUAUCGACAGAGUGAUUAAAGAGUCUAGACGAACUCCUUUUUCACUCAGGAUCAAAAGUACCUAUAUCCGAGAUACCAGCAAGCUGCGUAUCCCAGAAUACUCUGGUAACAGCGAUCCGAGAGCUUACAUGCGAGCUUUUAACCUCGUCGUAUCUCGAGUUCCUUUCUCUCCAGAAGAGAUAGAAGCAGCCUACUGCAGGCUCUUCGCUGAGAACCUGAUCGGACCAGCUCAAGAAUGGUUCUCAACGCUGGACGAAAACUCAAUCGAUAAUUUCGACCAGCUCCAAUCAGCCUUCCUAAAACAGUAUUCGAUCUUCAUCGAAUCUAAAAUUACGGAAGCAGACCUUUGGAGACUUUCUCAAGGUCCAAAGGAAUCACUUCGAUCUUACAUUGACAGAUUCAAAUCAGUCAAAGCUAAGAUCACAAACCCUAAUGAGGCAGUAGCUCUACUUGCCCUCAAAAACAACUUGUGGUACGAAUCGAAAUUUAGAGAAGAACUAACUGUUCGACCUACAAUUUCACUAGAUGACGCAUUACAUCGCGCAUCAGCAUUCGCAACUCUCGAGGAAGACACAGCUCUCCUCAGAGAAAAGUACCUCAAAGGGGAGCUCGCAUAUGCUCCACCAGGUGCUAAGAAAACUGCACCAGCUAAACCACCUUCGCAGAGUAAAGGACAACAUUCCUACUCUAUCGAAACUUCAGCUCCCAUAAAGAGCUCGGAGGAAGAAGAGAAACACUGCGAUAUUCACAAUACAAACGGCCAUUCCACAGAGGAAUGCCGUGCUAAAGGCAAAAAGUCUAGCAAAAAGAAGGGAAAAAGCAAAACAGCUGAAACCGCGGUUAAGGCCGAAAAGCCAAAACCCAAACCAGCUAAAGACUCCGACAACGCACCUCAGAAAAGAGAACGCGAAGUCGAGGUCGAAGCCCCCGAUUCCCCUCCUUCUAACAGGAAAAGAAUCGACCUAAUCUUCGGAGAGCUCAGCCUUUGCGGCGGCUCAACGAGAUCCGUGGUCACCCCCCCACCCGCUCCUAGAAAGGCUACGAGCUCUAGCUCACACAGACCUCCUAGACUUGUCGGGGGGAUAGAGCAUUCUUACAGAAGCUCGCCUGUUACAUCACCUACCUCCAGACCCGAUACUAAGAGCAUUGCGAUCUCUUGCUUACGCAGACUUCACAAGCUCUCGGGGGGAGUAGAGCCACCUACCCCUAAACGAAUUGACUUCAUUUGCGGUGGCUCGAAGAUGUGCAAAGACUCGAUUAACUCGAUCAAAGCACAUCAGCGACGGGUCGAGUCAUCUGGACAACCACGUCCUCUAGACGGACCUGAUCACGAAAUCAAAUUUCGAGAAAGCGAAACACUCGCACUCGAUAAACCUCAUGACGAUGCACUCGUAAUCGAGCUCGCCGUAGCCGGAUUCGAGCUGACCAGAGUCAUGAUAGACACAGGAAGCUCUGUAGACGUGCUGUUCUACGAUGCUUUCAAGCGAAUGGGAUUCGAAAACUCCGCACUCAUAGGAGGCCGUACGCCCCUAACUGGGUUCGCAGGAGAAACGACCUAUUCCAUGGGAACUAUCCAGCUCCCAAUCAAAGCAGGUGGUAUAACGAAAACAGUUGACUUUGUGGUCGUAGAUCGCCCCGCGCCAUUCAAUGCCAUUCUCGGCAGGCCGUGGCUCUACACCAUGAAAGCAGUUGCAUCCACUUACCACCAAUGCGUCAAGUUCCCUACACCUUGGGGAACAAAAACAAUUCGCGGUUGCCAACGAGCUUCCCGAGAUUGCUAUAUGGGCAGCUACUUGCGAGCCGAAAAAUCGCCAGUUUGCAUCGACGAAACCGACCCCGAAAGGCGCGUUGGUAUCGGAAUCGAUCUCGCAAAACCUAUCCGUGACGAGCUGAUCGCCUUCCUAAAGGAAAACAUCAGCACAUUCGCAUGGUCCACCGCGGACAUGCCCGGGAUUGACACUAGGAUCACGUCUCACGAGCUGAACGUAGAUCCCACGUUCAAACCCAUGAAACAAAAACGUCGAAAACUCGGCCCAGAUCGGGCUAAAGCAGUAAACGACGAAGUAGACCGACUACUCAAGCUCCUCCGAGGAAAUAAAAAAUUCCUCUGGGACGAAAAAUGCGAAGAAGCUUUCAAACAGCUCAAAACUUACCUCAGCGAACCUCCUAUACUGGCAAAACCAGUAGAAGGAGAACCGCUAUACCUUUACAUCGCGGUCUCGCCUGCAGCGGUCAGCGGGGUCUUAGUUCGUGAAGAGCUAAACGAACAAAGACCAAUCUUUUACGUAAGUAAAUCCCUGAUUGAUGCCGAGACUAGAUACCCAGCUAUGGAAAAACUUGCCUUAGCAAUAGUAAUGUCCGCUCGCAAGCUGCGACCUUACUUUCAAUCACACACAAUCGUGGUGAUGACCUCGCAACCAUUGCGAACUAUGCUACAUAGUCCAAGUCAAUCUGGACGACUAGCUAAAUGGGCUAUCGAGCUCAGCGAAUACGACAUCGAAUAUCGAACUAGAACCUGUGCUAAAGCCCAGGUACUAGCUGAUUUCAUGAUCGAGCUGGCACCGGAAGCCAAUAACGAUACCACCCUCUCUAAAGUUUGGACACUCUUCGUAGAUGGAGCCUCGUCCAAACAAGGAGCUGGCGUCGGAAUCAAACUCACAUCUCCAACCGGAGAAGUGAUCGAACAAUCGUUCAGACUCGGAUUCGUCGCCUCUAACAAUGAGGCCGAAUACGAGGCACUCAUAGCCGGACUCCGACUCGCAAUCGGGAUCGGCGUGAAUGAGAUCAACGCAUUCAGCGACUCCCAGCUCGUUACUAGCCAAUACAGCGGCGAGUACGAAGCAAAAGAGGAGCGCAUGGAAGCUUAUCUCAAAGUAGUUCGAGAUUUAGCUGGACAAUUCAGUAAAUUCGAACUAACUAGGGUGCCUAGGGGAGAGAACACUUCGGCUGACGCCUUAGCUGCUCUCGCCUCCACUUCGGACCCAACUGUAAGACGUGUGAUCCCAGUCGAAGGCAUAGAUAAACCUAGCAUCGACAUCGCACUCAAGUCUGACAGUAUAAACGCAAUUACCUCGCGCCCGUCUACUCGUUCUCAAACUAGACAGUCCCAAGAUCCGGGACCAUCUAACCCGGAACCUGAUUCCGAGGAAGAAGAACCUGACCAAGAUAGGCAAAAAACAAGGUAUAUCGAUUCGGACUCUUCGCAAAAUACGCAAGAGUCCACGAUCCAUACCGUCCCAUCUGCUAUGGCGAACGAACUCACCUUAAAGGAAGAGUUCGCGCGAGACCCGACUGGAGAACUCCUAUAA